AUGGAGGAAGAACUACGAGCACUCUAUGAGAAACUUUCCCUUACUGCAGAGGAAUCGGCAGGAGUAGUGGUGGAAACAGAACGGCUUGAAGAUGUUAGAGUUCGGGGUGAGAAAUCCCUGAUGGUCAGGCUGCUUACGGAGCGAUACUUCAAUCGGGAGGCCUUCAAGCAGACAAUGCGCCGGGUGUGGAGACCGACGAAGAACAUUAAGUUCCGUGACCUAACUCAGGGAUUGAUGCUGGUGGAGUUCGAUGAACCUAGAGACAAGGUACGAGUUCUACACGAUGGUCCAUGGACUUUCAACAAACAGUUGGUGCUUACUAAGGAAUUCGAGGGCCAUCUACAGGCGCAUGAAGUUUCUAUGACAACGGCAGAUUUUUGGGUAAGAAUCCAUGAUUUACCAAUGAUCGCAUGCAAUGAAUACGUGGGCAAACUAAUUGGGGAUACGCUAGGCAAGGUUAUUGAGGUGGAUGUAGAUUAUGACGACCUUGCAUGGGGGGAGUACAUGCGGGUUCGGUUAGCGCUUGAUAUCACGAAGCCUCUGCUACGGAGGAAGAGGAUAAGCCUGGGUGACCACCGAGAGUACUGGGUUAGAUUCACCUACGAGAGGCUGCCGGAUUUUUGUUACCAAUGUGGGAGGCUGGGACACUCCCACAAGGAGUGUGAUAGCUGGAAAAUCCGAAGCACAGAUCCCAAAGAGGAGAGCCUUCCCUAUGGACAAUGGCUGAGGGCGGCUCAGUCAACUGGCGGGGGAUUCAACAACCCAAAGUACGGGCAGAAAGAUAGUAACGCGGGGAAGCACCCUGCCCCGAGCACGGAGGCUCCAUCUAUGGGACAGACUCAGGCCUCGCAGGACGCACGACCGGAGGACUCGAGUAUCCGAGAACAGGGGAACGAAAUAAUAGAGCCAGCACAGCUUUUUAACGUCCCCAUCUUCGAACAACAAUUGGGAGAUAACCAGAGGAAUGGGGGGAUAUCGAAUGAUGAUGGCCUGAGUAACCAAGCACAACCCGAGGAAGACGGUGCUGCCAAUGGCUCGGAUGAGGCCGCAUCCAACGAUCAGGAAAUCUCCCCAAGGGCCGGGGCCUCGAACCCACACCCUCACGGGUUUCCACUGGACCUCGUGAUGGCCACACUAGAGCCCACUCCCAAUGGGCUCUCUCGGCCCAAACGAAGAAAGCGAGGUAGGAACCGGACGGGGACCGCUGGGUCUGCACCAGAAGAGACAUCCACCAUCAAAGCUGGUCGAAAACGGUCAGCUCCAACCUGUGAUGAUGAUGAUACGCGUAAGGCAAAGAGGACCUCUACGAGCUUACCUGAGGGUUUGCUGGAGGCUGGAGAGUACAACGGAUCGGUGGUGGCUGCGGGGCAGCCCCGCCGGGUCCAAUGA
Molecule: messenger RNA, 1389 nt
Organism: Carya illinoinensis
Lineage: Eukaryota; Viridiplantae; Streptophyta; Magnoliopsida; Fagales; Juglandaceae
Exons: 1
Coding region: 1-1389 (462 amino acids)
Molecular function (GO): nucleic acid binding; zinc ion binding
Source: RefSeq, a predicted model, not a curated record